AUGUGGCAAACUACGAUCAUCGAGCAUCCUUACUUCCCCAAGCACCCGACCCAAGAGAAACGGGACUUUCAAGCCACGGAGGAAUACAUCUUUCGCUUUUAUCGAUGGGGUUCAUCAGAGAAUGACGAUUUCACAAACUCUCCUCCAAUCGAGAGUAGCACAUCAUCCGGGGCACUGGUAUUAACAACUGACAACGCCCCAUCGGUGUCCCACACGCUUCCAAUUAAGAAUGACAGAGGAAAAUCAACUCGCUGUUUUCGAAGGGAAUACACCACCGAAGCCGGUUCAUUCUCCACAACCCACGAUGAACGCGUCACCAUCACUUACCCCGGCAGGUGCGCCACUAGCACAUCACAGAGCUCCCUCGACCCAUCUCCCACAACCGAUUUCAACAAGCAUGCCACCACCGCCGAGGUACGCGCCACCACCACCUGGGUACGCGCCGUCACCACCGAUGUAUAUUCCGUCGUCGGCGACUCAAGCACCACCGCCUGCCAUAAUCCUACUCACAUGGCCACGCUCGAGGGCAACGUCACCACUCUUCAAAACACGGUUGACCUAAUGGCCGCUAAUAUGGCCGAGAUGAUGGCCUUGCUCAGGGGGCCAAAUUGCUCGUCUUCAAGCUCCACCCCGCCUCUCGCACGUGAGCCAACUAUCGACCCCGCUCCUUGCAUCCCACCAACCCAUGCACCAGAGGGCGACAUAGCGGCCGCCCCCGCAACGACAAUUAUCCCAGGGCCCGCUCCUCGUCCGACGCACACGCCGGCAGUUCACCCGGUCGACUUCUGCCAUCCUCAGUCCACCAUUCCAGCAACUGUCUCACUUCCGCCCAUGAUGAUCUCCGUGCCGGAUCCGGUUAUGUUCGCACCAUCUCCUGUGUCCGUGCCAGCUCCAACUACAGUCUACACCGUUCCUUUGCUGAUGGGCUUCCCAACAUCGAGCACCCCUGCUCCUGCUCACACUACUGAACCUUUCCCUUACCAAGCUCCAAACCCUCACAUCGGCCUUCCUUAUCAAGCUCCACCUCCCAUAAAUAUUACUUUCUCUAAACCGAGCACACCGACUCACGCGGCCCCCAUAGCUCCACCCACAAAUUUCCUCCCCGGAAAGGAGACAGAACAGGAGAGGAGAAUGAAGAAGAUGGAAGAGACUAUCAGGGCCCUCCAAGCUAGUGAUCCGUAA
Messenger RNA from Punica granatum (pomegranate), 1182 nucleotides. NCBI's taxonomy places the organism in Eukaryota, Viridiplantae, Streptophyta, Magnoliopsida, Myrtales, Lythraceae. The record is from RefSeq and is a predicted model, not a curated record.